Messenger RNA from Penicillium soppii, 2031 nucleotides. Its product is annotated as OPT family oligopeptide transporter. Lineage: Eukaryota; Fungi; Ascomycota; Eurotiomycetes; Eurotiales; Aspergillaceae. Gene Ontology annotation, molecular function: oligopeptide transmembrane transporter activity. The transcript has 7 exons. Gene Ontology annotation, biological process: transmembrane transport. The record is from RefSeq and is a predicted model, not a curated record. The coding region runs from base 1 to 2031 and encodes 676 amino acids.
AUGUCACCACAUGUCCCCGAAGUCCUUGUCGAGGCGAGUGAGGUCUCGACCUCCAGCCAGGAAGUCGUGGAUGAACAGUCCGGUAUUGCUGUGCUUGCAACCAAGGAUGAGAAUGAAUCAGGCGACUAUAAACUUGACAGCGAUCCAGACGUGGUCUUAGUCACUGGUGCUGAUGCGGCUCUUCGUCUACCGCCACUGCGAGAUGACUUCGAUAAGGCCUUGACCUUUCGUAGCAUCAUACUUGCUUCUGGUCUUGCCUGCUUUCAGGCUGUCAUGACCCAGAUUUACUCGUUCAAACCCACCCAGGUUUCCAUCCAGGGAACGUUUCUCGUACUCAUUUCUUACUUUAUCGGCAAUGCCUGGGCUAUGCUCCUUCCGCGAGGUGACAAACUCGAAUCUCGAUGGAGAGAACGCGGUGGUCAGGGCAAGCUGCCUUGGUGGAUUACAGUAAUGAAGUUUGUGAAUCAUGGUCCAUGGAGCUUGAAGGAACAUUCGAUUUGCUCGAUCACGGCCAAUUCUGCUUCGAAUGCUGGUGCUGUAUGCACCGUCUUUGCAGCACAGAAUUUGUUUUAUGAUCUUCCUCUGAAUGCCGCUACUGUGAUAUUGGUAACUAUCUCAAUCGGCCUCUUUGGCUACGGAAUUUGCGGAAUGAUGCGUCCAGUUGCCGUCUGGCAUAUUAAAGCGGUCUACUGGAUCAAUUUACCGAUGGUAAAGACCCUUCAGGGACUUCACUGGCAGCAAGUGAAAGAUUCAAAGCCCCUCCGAUACUUCUGUGGUGCGACUUCUAAUGAAGGUCUUGGGCUAUUCGGUCUUUCUUUUGACUGGCAAAUACUUCUCACGGCUAAUGGUACUUCAUACCCUUUGGGCAAAGUGUUCCCAGGCGGUGUCCUCGACGAGGCUGCCUUGGCUGAGCAUGGCCUGCCUCGACUCACUGGAACGUUUGCUUAUGCGAUGCUAAUGGCUAAUGCUGCAAUCGGAGCCCUGAUUGUCCAUUGCAUUCUUUUCUGGGGUAAGGAUAUCCUGCGAGCUUACCAAAGCGCAAGGCAGGGGAGAUAUGACGAUCGCCAUCAUCAGCAUAUGGCCACACACUAUCAAGAAACUCCCUGGUGGUGGUAUGUCUUCAUUCUCGUCGGUAGCUUUGUCCUAGGAGUUGUUGUGAUUGUGAAAGAGAAGCUUACUUUGCCGAUAUGGGCAUACGUUGUGGCCCUCAUUUGCGGAUGCAUCGUCACGCCUUUUACCACAAUCCUUUUCUCUCGAUUUGGUAAUGGUAUUGCUACUAACAAUUUGUCGAAGAUGUUGGCUGGCCUUAUGGUUCCCAGGCAUCCAAUCGGAAACAUGUACUUUGCAGCUUGGUCUCAUAGUGUUGCCAAUAAUGCAGUUCUUCUUUCAGGGGAUCUGAAGAUGGGCGAAUACCUGAAAAUCCCUCCCCGCAUCAUUUUUUUGACGCAGGUCUAUGGUACAAUGCUGGGUGCAUUCAUAAACUACGUCAUUAUGAUCUCCAUCGUGACGGACAAUCGCGAUCUUCUCGUGGGAGGCAACGGAAACAACGCCUGGAGUGGUGCGUCUGUCCAAGCGUACAAUACUAAUGCGGCAUCAUGGGCUCUGUCUCCCUAUAUUUACAGAGUGGGCACCCCAUAUGGUCUGAUCCCGAUUGGUCUCGUCAUUGGUGCCGGUGCAGUUAUCCUCCACCGCAUUGUGUAUUAUGAUCCGAGGUUUCAACCUGACAGAAAUCAAUCUGCCACAGUUUAUCCAAUAUGUGGAAUGGUGCCAUACAACACACCUCAAACCUGCGUCAUCUUCAGUCAGAUUAUCGGCGGAUUCUAUGCUCAAUACUAUCUCCGAAACUACAAGCAGCGGAUCUUCAAGGAAUUUUCAUACCUGGUGACGGCAGCCUUCGAUGGUGCCGCUCUGACUGUUAUGUUUAUCCUUUCGUUUGCUGUUCUCGGAGCUGGUGGACCACAACACCCCUUCCCAACCUGGUGGGGGAACAACGCGGAUGGAAACUAUGACUGGUGUCCUGUUAAGGAGUGA